Molecule: messenger RNA, 1171 nt
Organism: Sebastes umbrosus (honeycomb rockfish)
Lineage: Eukaryota; Metazoa; Chordata; Actinopteri; Perciformes; Sebastidae
Product: transmembrane protein 107-like
Exons: 5
Coding region: 348-770 (140 amino acids)
Biological process (GO): non-motile cilium assembly; protein localization to ciliary transition zone
Cellular component (GO): MKS complex
Source: RefSeq, a predicted model, not a curated record
AAGAAUGCACCGGCUUUGACUCGGUUGUUGUAGCAACCGUCUUAGCAGCGUGAGCAUCUCCUGGCUGUGUCGGAUGUAAUAACUGUAGUAAUUAGCUUAAUUAAAUAUUAGUAGAGGUAGCGAUAUGUUCGAUAAAAUCAUUUUGUCUUCGUUUAACGUUCAACGUCGUUUAUGUUUCUUUGGAUAAAGGUAUCUUCAUUGUGCAGUUAGCUCAGUGAGCAGCAUGUGCUAACCUAACACUGGUUUAGUUAACUGUGUGGCUCAUUUAAAGUGCAGUAAAUAACGUUGCAUUUGUUUGCGCAUUGUAUGUUAUUAUAUACUACUGAUUUAGUGAAUAGCUCCUCAGUAUGUCGGCUGUCAGCAGCCUCGUCCCUGCACGGUUCUUGACCAUCACAGCUCACCUUGUCAUCGUUAUCACUAUCUUCUGGUCGAGGGAAAACAACGUGAAGGCUUGCUUGCCUUUGGAUUUCACUCAAGAGCAGUAUGACGAUGAAGACAAUAAGUUGGUGGUGGCAUUGGCAGUCACCCUCGGUCUGUUUGCUAUAGAGUUGGCUGGGUUCUUCUCAGGAGUGUCCAUGUUCAACUGCAGUCAAGGUCUCCUGUCACUGGCUGUCCACUGCAGCGCAUCCGUAUCCUUGUCUUUCUUUGUGUUUGAGAAGUGGGAAUGCUGGACAUAUUGGGUUAUUUUUGCUGUCUGCAGUGUGCUACCCGCGUUUGUGGAGAUUCUUCUGUUUAUAGCUGUUUUUGGAAUGAAGAAGAAGCCUUUAUGAAAGACGGUCCUGAUGUGAAAUGCUACAAUUAGCAUGGAUGAUGACAUUUGUCUCACUGCAUCAACAGAUACUGUAGCUACAGAAGGUCUGUGAUUCAUAAUUAAUGUGCAGAGGAAUGAACUGUAAAAAAAUGUUUAACUGAUUUAUGUGCAUACCGUGCACCAACAAACAUCACAGGGAUAUUCAAGCCACUCUCUGUCCAUAAUGUUUUUUUAUAUAUUCUGUAGAUGCAGAAAAGGCAGUAACUUUGUUAAAAAAUAAGUGCUUAUUUGUCAUUAAACAUUGAUGGGGUUUUCUGUUCUCAGUCUAUCGGUCAAAUUCCCAUGGAAAAUGUUAGAAUGCUAUUGUAAUCCCAAAUACAUUUUGUACAAAUUCUUUCUUAAACUGUUGAUGGUUGUCAA